AUGGCAGCCUCCGAAGUGAAAUUUCCUUCAUUUUACGACUCCAAAUUAAGUACAAAAGUUGUUAUAGUUCUCUUUGUAUUAGCCAUACUUUUCUCACAGUUUGACCUUGUAGUAUGUUCACCAUUCUGUGGCACCCUACCAUUGCCUCGUACGUACAUCGUAUAUCGUCUAGAACCCGGCGAAGUAAUUCAUGUUGAUGGAAAACUGGAUGACGAUGCCUGGACAAAUGUUGCACCGACUGAACCAUUUGUUGACAUCCAAGGUUCAGACUUUCCUGCACCUCGUCUUAAUACCUGGGCGAAGCUUAGAUACGACGACAAAUACCUUUACAUUGCUGGCUACCUACAGGAAACGGAUGUCUUCGCUAAUCAAACUAAACAUGACUCUGUAGUUUUCCAAGACAAUGACUUUGAGGUUUUCACAGAUCCAGAUUGGAGUACCCAUUGGUACAAGGAGUUUGAAAUCAACGCCAUCAACACAACAUGGGAUCUCAUUUUGAAUAAGCCUUACAUUAAUGGCGGCUCACCAAAUAACAGUUUUGAGAUGCCAACAAUGAAGAGCGCCAUCUUUGUCGAUGGACCGAUCAACAAUCCUAUCAUUAAAGAUUCGUAUUGGACAGUUGAGAUCGCUAUGCCAUUGAAAGAUCUUGUUGUGCGUGACACCAUGGCUAGAGCACCACCUAAACACGGGGACCAGUGGAGAAUCAAUUUCAGCAGAGUUGAGUGGCACGUGAGAAAUGUAAACGGACACUAUGAAAAGGUACCUGGCCUACCUGAAGAUAACUGGGUGUGGUCACCGCAGCAUGUUAUCAAUAUGCAUCUACCUGAAAGAUGGGGAAUAAUCCAGUUCAGCACAGAUAAGGUCAACAGCACCAAGUUUGCUCGGGAUCCAAAAUGGCCGAUGUACCAGAGCUUGGUGGAACUGUACAACGCUGAAAAGAUAUUCAAUGCCAUCGCUGGCUACUACACCAGUAAUCUGACUCAACUAGAUCUGCCAGAGUAUGUAAUGGAAGGGCUUUGUGCAGGAAUACCAGAAGUAACAGUUAUAAAAACCUACAGCUUUACUGCAACAGUGAAACCAUUGGACGGGUCCUUACCAACGGGACACGUCAGAGAUGAUAGAUACAUAUGGUUCACUUGAAGAAUUCCUAAAAUCAGAUACUUACUUAAAACUUUCUUAACAUGCUUUCAUAAUGGCUCUCAGUCUAUGACUUCCAAGUAGUAACCAAAUCACUGACAUAUUUUUGUUGUUGAUAAAAUCUCUUUUUACGAUUUAAUUGUGAAAUAAGAAAAGGCAGCUUUUAUAGAUGUAGUGUAGGAGGGUUCAACUCAAAAACAAAAAUUGUUUUUUUUUUUGUUAUCUGAAAUUUUCUUCAGUUGUCAAUUAUCAAUCAUCUCUUUUAAGGACACAUAAGAUUCAAACUGCCUCUAGCUACUGGGCAAUCUUGGUAGUGUAGUUGGUAAGACACUGUUGGUAAGAAUUGCAAGG
Asterias rubens (European starfish) is the source of this 1488-nucleotide messenger RNA. RefSeq lists its product as uncharacterized. The coding region runs from base 1 to 1140 and encodes 379 amino acids. Gene Ontology annotation, biological process: carbohydrate catabolic process. Lineage: Eukaryota; Metazoa; Echinodermata; Asteroidea; Forcipulatida; Asteriidae. Gene Ontology annotation, molecular function: hydrolase activity, hydrolyzing O-glycosyl compounds; carbohydrate binding. The record is from RefSeq and is a predicted model, not a curated record. The transcript has 11 exons.